UAUCCUUGUUAUAACAUUAUAAUCAUCCUAUGUCAUAAUUGAGAAAUACUUUUUUUGAGUGUCUACGCUCUCAGAAUCAUCACAGUUUCUAUGGUUCAUCUCUUUCUUCGUCUUCUGCUCACUAUUUUCUAAUUUCCUUGUCAAUCCGAUCGAGAUCGAUUUUGAUAUUUCCGAGCGUUGGUUGGUUUCAUCUGGGUUUUGUUAAGUUUUUGUAGUUGAUUAGAAAAUAAAAUAUUUCUCCUCUAAAUUAUUCUAAGGUUGGAAUUUAGGGUUUUUCACACAUCGAUUGAUGUAGGGUUUAGGGUUUCUAUUUAAAGCCACAGAUUCGUUUGGCUCACGGAAAUACAUUAGAAAUUUGUUCUUUUGUUCAUUUUAGUGAUCAAACCAGUUGAAAAUUUUCAGCGAACCCGAUAUUUUAGUCUAGGAACUUGUCAAAUCAUGUAAUAUCACAAUUUUUUUUACGUUUUCACAGAAUUUUAUUUUCUCUAAUCGUUAAUCUCUCUCUCUCUCUUUUUUUUUUUUUUUUUUAAAUGUUUGAAGAAAAGAGAGCUUUAAUUACGAAUGGCAGAGACUGAUCAGGUGGAUGAUGGCUAUGGCCUUAAACUCUCUGAAUUAUUUGGAAAACAUACAUGUAAGAUUGAGGAAUAUUCAGUAAUCGACAAAAAGCCGAUCCGUAGCCGUCUUUUUGAAGUCGGCGGCUGCCAAUGGUAUAUUUUAGUUUAUCCCGAGGGAUGUGAUGUUUCCGGUUUUCUCUCCUUAUUUCUCUGUGUUGGAAACUAUGAUCAACUUCUUCCAGGCUGGAGUCAUCUUGCUCAGUUUACAAUGUCUGUGGUGAAUAAAGAUCCAAAGAGGUCUAAGUUUUCAGAUACGCUGCACCAAUUUUGGAAGAAAGAGCAUGAUUGGGGAUGGAAAAAGUUUAUGGAGUUACCGAACUUAAAGUAUGGGUUCAUAGAUGAUUUUAACUCUCUUACAAUUACUGCUCAAGUUCAGGUGAUCAGAGAGAGGGUGGACCGACCUUUUCGGUGCCUUGAUAAUGAUUACAGGAGAGAACUUGUUAGGGUGUAUUUGCCAAAUGUAGAGCUUAUUUUCCGACGUUUUGUGCAAGAGAAAAGAAGCAAGCUUGAGAAGUUGAUGGAGGACAAGGCAAGAUGGACAAGCUUACGUGCUUUCUGGUCAGGGAUGGACCAAGACUCUAGGCGUGGGACGUCUAGAGAGAAAAUGAACGUAAUCCUGACAGGGGUUGUGAAAUGCUUUUUCAUAAAAAAGGAAGUUACAUCCACUCUGGUGAUGGAUUACUUGUAUAGUGCGUUGAAGGAUCUUGAAGGGCAAACUCAGAACAAGAAAGCUCCAAGAAUGUUAGAAGCCAAAGAACUGCCAGCUCCGGUUGUUAGUGUGGACAAAGAUAUGUUCGUAUUAGACGAUGAUGUGCUGUUGCUCUUAGAGAGAGCUGUUCUAGAGCCGAUGCCUCCAAAAGAUGAGAGAGGUCCUCAGAACCGUAUAAAGGCUGGCAAUAAUGGAGAAGAGUUUGACAAGGAAUCCUAUGAGCAUGAUGAGAUGCAUUUAACUGAGUUGGGUAGACGAGUUGUGGAGAUAUGUGCUCUUUUCCAUAUCUUUAGCAAAAUUGAGGUUGCACAUCAAGAAGUUAUUGUGCUAAAAAUGCAAGAGGAACUUAUUCGUGAGGAAGAGGAAGCUGGAGUUGGCAGUAGGGGUGGGCAAAAAAAACUUAACCAAAGAAACCGAGCCAAACCAAAGCGAAAUAAGUGAUAUGUUUUGUCUAUGGUUUGACCUAGAAACCCAUUUUCUUAUUGUAUUCUUUUCAAGUUUUCGGUUAAAAUUUGAUUAGGUUUAAAACCAUAAAACUGAAUGUUUUUAUUGGGUUUCUUUUGUUUAAAUUGGAUUUAUCCUUGAUAUCU
Messenger RNA from Camelina sativa (false flax), 1913 nucleotides. RefSeq names its product TNF receptor-associated factor homolog 1b-like. Gene Ontology annotation, molecular function: protein binding. Lineage: Eukaryota; Viridiplantae; Streptophyta; Magnoliopsida; Brassicales; Brassicaceae. The record is from RefSeq and is a predicted model, not a curated record.